Messenger RNA from Chenopodium quinoa (quinoa), 1458 nucleotides. RefSeq lists its product as uncharacterized. The coding region runs from base 1 to 1458 and encodes 485 amino acids. NCBI's taxonomy places the organism in Eukaryota, Viridiplantae, Streptophyta, Magnoliopsida, Caryophyllales, Amaranthaceae. The record is from RefSeq and is a predicted model, not a curated record. The transcript has 5 exons.
AUGUUUGUGUAUGGAUCACCUGAUUUAUCGGGUCGCUCUUCUGUUUGGGCUGAAUUUACUCAUCUUUUACAAACCUAUCACAAAGUGCUUCUAAUUGGGGAUUUCAAUCAAGUUGAAUACAACACAGACAAAGUUGGGGGUUCAGCAAAAAUUACGGGACAAACACAGUUCCAGGAAUGGAAAAUUGAUAGUGGCUUGUUACAUAUCCCUUUUACUAGACCUACUUUUACCUUGACUAAUGCUAUAAUUCUUCAGGAUAAACCUGAAUUCACUCCUCAUCGGCCAUACAGAAUUGAAAACUGGUGUCUUCUUUCAAAAGAGGUGGCGAACAUCAUUUCUUUAUCUUGGUCCCUGGAAGUUUCAGGUUCUCCUAUGUAUACUAUUUCUAGAAAGCUGGAGAUUUUGCGUAGUAAGCUGCUUAAAUGUUGGGUGGUUCAUGACCAUGACGGUGUUCGUAAAAUCAUUCUUGAUUAUUUCUCGCAUCUGUUUUGUUCUCCAUAUGAGCACAUUAACCUGCUUGAUUUUGACUGGGCUACUAUGAACCUUCCUCACCUCUCGCCUUCUGGUAAGGUUGACCUUAUGAUUCCUAUAUCUGCUGCUGAAAUCAAGCAAGUUAUGUUCAACAUUAAUGACUCUAAAACCCCUGGUCUUGAAGGAUUCACUUCUGCGUUCUUUAAAUCUCAUUGGACUACUGUCGGCCCUUCAGUUAUUUCUACUGUGCAAUAUUUCUUCCUCCAUGGUCACAUGCUUCGUGAACGGAAUCGUACCUUCAUUGUUCUCCUCCCCAAGGUGGAUCAUCCACAACAGCCUUCUCAGUUUCGCCCAAUAGGUUUAUGCAAUGUCCUUUACAAAUGCAUUGCCAAAUGCAUUGCUUUUAGACUUCGAAAAGUUCUGCCUUCCCUAGUGUCGGAUUCCCAGAAUGCUUUUGUACCAGGGAGACUUAUGUCUGAUAAUAGCCUUACCGAUCAUGAGUUUUUUUCUUAUAUGAAUCGAUCCCGGGGUCGUACUAUGUCUACUGCUCUGAAACUGGAUAUGAACAAAGCCUAUGACAGGGUCAACUGGAAGUUUCUGUGGCAGCCUUCUCCUACGGCUUGUAAUGAAGUUCUGCAGCUAAAAGUGCAAGCAUCCUUGGGUUCGUACUUAGGUCUUCCGGUGGAUAUUGGCAGAAGUAAACGUAAAGCUUUUCAACCCCUCAUUGAUACGAUUGUUAAUCGGUUGAGCGGCUUUGCCUCCCUUCAUCUUUUUGCUGCAGCUAAGUUGGUAAUUAUUAGCUCCGUUUUGGUUACUUCUCUUAAUCAUGUUUUAUCGGUGUUUAAGAUUCCUUCCUCAGUCACUGAUGCCAUUAACAAUCUUUUGAUCCGUUUCUGGUGGAAGACUAAUCCUCACUCUAAAGGUCUUGCUAUGGCCCCUUCCUCCCUUCUCUUUCGACCUAAAGGUUUUGGGGGAUUAGGACUUUGA